This is a messenger RNA of Debaryomyces fabryi, 279 nucleotides long. RefSeq names its product Stf2p (gene STF2). Bases 1 to 279 code for a protein of 92 amino acids. The transcript has a single exon. The record is from RefSeq and is a predicted model, not a curated record. Lineage: Eukaryota; Fungi; Ascomycota; Pichiomycetes; Serinales; Debaryomycetaceae.
AUGACAAGAACAAACAAAUGGACAGUACAUGAAGCGAAAUCGAAUUCUAAGUGGUUCACUCAUCAUGGCCCAAUCAAUUGUGAUCCAACAAAAGUUAAGAAGCUGGGAGCAGGAAAGGGAAACUGGGGUAAGCCUGGAGAUGAAAUGAAAGAUGACUCAGAUAUGAAUAUGGUAACUAUGUUCGGACAAUCGGAAAGAAGGAAUUCAAAUCAUAGUCAGAAUGAGCAAGAUAUGAAAAUGCUUAAUGAACAGUUAGACCAUUCCAUGUUUACUAUGUAG